Molecule: messenger RNA, 1212 nt
Organism: Oldenlandia corymbosa var. corymbosa
Lineage: Eukaryota; Viridiplantae; Streptophyta; Magnoliopsida; Gentianales; Rubiaceae
Source: the annotation of a GenBank genome assembly
AUGCUUGGGUCAAAAUUGAGAAGGGAGGAUGAGAUGUAUGUGUGGCCGGAAGAACUUAUAGUUGAGAUCUUAGUGAGAUUGCCGGUGUUUGCAUUGUUAAGAUUUAGGACAUCUGAAUGCAUUGCUGCGGAGGAGGAAGUAUGGAGACACCAAAACCUCUUAUUAAUCCACGAGGAGGAGGACCAGAAGAAGCAAAGUUCCGCGGAUGAUUCUUAUUCAGCUUCUUGUUUGCGUCAUCUAAAAUUGCCACACGUUGACACAGAUUCCCUCCUUGGAUGCAAAGGAUCUUGCAAUGGAAUUCUUUGGUUUGAUGGUUUGAAUGGCAGGCUAACUCGUUUGUGUAAUCCAAUUACUCAAGAGUAUUUUGAACUUCCUUAUGAAACGAGCCUCUUUGGGGAUAAGGAGAGAUUUCAUACUGCGGCUUCGGGAUUUGGUUUUGAUGAGUUCACCAACGAUUACAAGUACAUCAGCAUUGUGAAGGAGUCAACACCCUAUCCCAUCAAACAAUUUGCUGCACAAAUUUACAAACUCAGCACGAAUAGUUGGAGUGUGAUUGAGAAGCAGCACGACCACAACGGCUUUGACUUGAAUUCCAUUACUUCCUUCCCUGGUUUCACUGGCGGAGUGCUUUUUAAUGGUUCCCUUCACUGGCGGAAUCACUCCCACACAAAUCCUGGCCGAGUUAUUCAAUUUCUAAUCCUUACUUUUGAUCUCCAUACUGAGACAUUUGGAAGCAUAGGAGUACAUCAUCAAAUAAAUUACCACUACACAUUAGGCCGUGAUGGUGUAUUAAGGAAUGAUCCUCGAAGAACUUGGAAGCUUACGGUCUUGGGUGACUGCCUUGCCAUUGUCAUAACAAACUAUCCAACAAUCGCAGGCAAGAUGUUGUUUGAUGUGUGGGUGAUGAAGGAAUAUGAAAAUCAGGAGUCGUGGACAAAGAGAUGUUCGGUUGGACCAUUUUCUCACCAACCUUGUUUGUGCCUGUUGACUUGUUGGCAUGAUGACGAGCUCCUUGCUCUAACUGAUGAUGAUAAUAGAGACCUGGUCUCCUGUAAGCUUCCCCUGAAGAAUGGUCCUGAAGAGGAGGAGGAUGAACAAGUGAUCACAACAUUCGACAUCGGUUGUAAGCAUGUCAAAUCUAAAUUCUGUGUCCAAGCUGUCAUAUUUCAACCAUCUUUUGUUUCUAUCGGCGGAGGCAGAAGAAACCUUUGA